GCAAUUUUGCACCACAAUGCAUUUGUGAAAAUAUACAUUUAAUUAAUUUUUUUAUUAAUUAUUAUUUAUUAUCAUUUUUCUACUGUUUGUUAGUUUUAUUAUUCAAUUACUUAUUAUUAACAAAUUUCUAUUAUUACACGUGUAAAUUCGCAACAAAGCUGUAUUACGCGAACCGUUGUCGUGCAUAACACUGCCAAUUUUAGAUUCUGCAAUUUGUUCCUUCCAUCCAAUAUCUCCGACUCAUCCGAAGCCUAAACUAUCAACGAAACGAGGCAAGAAGACGCAUUAAUAAUACGUCGGUCAUUCCACCAGGACCGACAGGACGGUGUUAGGAACCACAUUUUUCAAGUCAUGCCUGUUAAUGCGGUGAACAAGGGGCUGAGUCUGGAUCCCAAUGGUGUAUGCAUCGAGGGGCAUUGAGAUGCAAACACUAGGCCAGGUAAAUCAUGACAAGUGGACAACACGUAUUACAAAGUCAAUGAAUGAAGAUGACCGUUUUAAUUUUAUUAUUGAAAAAUAUCGCAAUAUCGCACGUAUAUCGUUCAUCGUUACUCUUCUUGCGAACAAUGUGAGAAUACUUGAAAAUCAUAUCGAUAUGUCUUGCACUUGGUUGAUAUAUCUUAUUAGAUUUCUCUCUUCAUCGCAAAGGUACUAUGUGCCGCGUGCAGCAUCUAUCGUGGCACUUGGGAGCACGAUUGGCAGCGAUCCAGCAAGGUGUCGAUUCAAGGCCACGCAUGGCGUUCUCCAGCGUUCUCUCAGUUUCUCUCCUUGCCUUCCACAUGGGCGUGACAAGUGACGUCAUUGCAUUCACGUGACCGAUAACGUGACGGAAUGGCAGAAAAAUUUACGCUGAGGUUGUCUGUGUAAUAAGAUGUAAUCUUGAUUAUAAUAAAAAUUAUGCGAUAUUCCUGCACACCUGUUUACAGUUAAGGGAAUUGAUAAAACCUAGCUAUUGAUUGAACAAUUCAUAUAGCGAUUACAAAUCCCUCGUAUCAUUUUAUUCGUUAUACAUGCAUUCCAUUUUUUUCAUAAUUUGAAACAUCAAGUCUGGUAAUUUCGUGUGUCUUGAAUAAAUUUCGGAAGUACAUUGCCCUCUACUGACGUCGAUGAUCGAUGAAGAAUUAAAAUCUUUCACAAGAUAUUGUUUCGCUGCU
Wasmannia auropunctata (little fire ant) is the source of this 1154-nucleotide messenger RNA. RefSeq lists its product as uncharacterized. The transcript is spliced from 2 exons. Lineage: Eukaryota; Metazoa; Arthropoda; Insecta; Hymenoptera; Formicidae. The coding region runs from base 395 to 796 and encodes 133 amino acids. The record is from RefSeq and is a predicted model, not a curated record.